CUAGUUAGCAUUCAGUGGGUUGUACUACUGUGCACUUUGGUGUUUACCAUUCAGGUGACCAUUCAAGUCUUAAAAUCAAUGCAUUGACCCAUCUGUAUGCCAGUUUCUUACAGCCUCAUUUUCAUUUGCAUCAAAUAUGGUGUCUUAACUUUGAUUCUGAUGACUCUCCUCAUGGUUUAUCUGGGUUAACCUCUAACCUCUGUUCUUCAGGGUGAUGCCGAAUUUGCUCGUAUUAUGGGCAUUGUUGACCCCAACAACAGUGGAGCAGUGACCUUCCAGGCCUUCAUUGACUAUAUGUCAAGGGAAACAACCGACACAGACACUGCAGACCAAGUCAUCGCCUCGUUUAAGAUCCUAGCCGGAGACAAGAACUUUAUCACAGCUGAGGAGUUGAGGCGUGAGCUUCCUCCUGACCAGGCAGAGUACUGCAUUGCCCGAAUGGCACCAUACACGGGCCCCGAUGCAAAACCUGGUGCUCUUGACUACAUGUCCUUCUCCACCGCCCUGUAUGGGGAGAGCGACCUCUAAGGGCUAACUCCAGAACUCCAGAGCAAUUCUCUCUCCUGCAUCAGUGCUGAUCUUCUCACAGACUAGAUAGAUGAGAGCCGCAUCUGUCUUUCUCUCAACCAUCCAGUCCUUAAAGAGAUCAGUGCUCCUGAGGAAGAGGAAGAUAUUUAAGAGUGUUGGAAAUAGGACUUCAUAGCACACUUGCAGGGGAGGGGGAUAGAUGUUUGGGGGAAGGGGGUUAUCAUGGCAUUUUGGGAAGAGCAAAUAACUGUUGAUGAAGCUUGCCACGCAUUGAGGGAUAACCCUUUAAUUCUGUGUUAAACAUGUCAGUCUUGGAGAGCUUAAGGAAAGUUGUAGGAUGGAAGAGAAGAGAGAAGUUUAAUAUUGCAGAUUCAGUGUCAAGGGAAGAGGGUGUGUGGCUUUGGACUGUAGCCACAGCUCAUGUUCUUUAAUCUUCUUUUGAUUCCUCUUAAAAUGACACACAUACUAUGAAAGAGCUCAAUAUUUUUCCAGCUUUUUAGUGAAUCCUCACCAGCAGUUACCUGUAAAGACAGUUAGUAUUAAGCCAUUAGGCUCAUUAAAUUAGUACAAUAUUAAUGAUCAAUUAAAUCUACUAGGUUGUUAUGGGAUGGAACUAAAGAGCACUUAAAGAAUCCACUUUGGCUGCAGUCUAUGCCUAGACACUUAACCUGCACCCUCUACCCCGGCGGGCAGGGCACAAGCUUUUCCAGUUAACAUGCUAUUUUCUUUACUUUUUUUCAUUGUUUUCUUGCUAGAGUUGGUGGGGUGGGAGGUUUGGUUUGGCAUUGGAAUAUGUUAUUUGGCAUAUAGCAAGGCUGUAUAUCAUAGGAAAAGGGAAAGAACGACUCAAGUGAUUUGAUAGGGAAGUUGUGACAUGCCCUCUUAACCCAUUUUGCUGGAUCGGUGGAACUCUUUGAAAAUCUAACCUCAGCUUUUUCCUCCCUUUUUAUUUCGGUCCUCUCCAGCAAUUUUGAGUUAGCAGGAUUCUACGCUGUACAUACUUAUUUUCCAGUACACAGAACUGUCUGACUACCUAUAGUGGUCACACUGGGCUUCAGGUCAUAAGCAAAGAUUAUAAAAUGAGCAGUUUCACCCCUGCGGAGUACUGUAGGCAGGUUUAGGUAGCUACAGGUCUGUUUUCUGAGGGGUUGAAAAAAUGAAGCUACAAAAAUACCUAGUCCAUUUAUUGUUUUCCUUCCCCAAUCAUCCAUACAGCGUUCUCUUAUUGACUCCCUGACUCAAGUAGACAUGUCCCUUAAGGAUUUAUUAACUGUAAUUAAUGUCCAUCUGCCAUCCAUCUCUAAUUGUUUCUCAGAUAUUACUGAAUGUCAGUGUGAGAGCUUCAGUGCUGAUGUGAGCAGCAUAGCCUUGUAGUGACCCUCCACUAGAGCCUAUGACAACACAGCUGCUGAAUCAACAGUUGAGAAGAGAAUUUUAUAUAGUAAGAAAUAAGUACAAAUGUGCCUGGUAGUUGCAGGUUGCUCUCUCUCCCAUUCAUUUUGUCCUUUCCUUUUGUUAUACACUCGUUUUUUUCUUUCUGUAGGGUGGGGCAGGGACCCAAUGUACAGCUCUGGAGGUUGAGGGGAAGGAGUGGAAGAGCUGUAGUCUUAAUGAACAUUCCAUUAUGUCUUAAUUAACAUUAAAUUACUGUUUAACAAAUCUAUGCAAUGGUGUGUCCAAUACCAAUAUGCUCCGUAGUGAACGGCGGGGGUGAUUUGCAAUUGGAAGUGUUGAAUUCAAGUGAGAAGAAAUUAAGGGUAGAGGGAGGGAAAAGAGUUGGGCUUCAGAAGAUUCGAAGACUUGGACCAAAAGCCUGCUCUUACAUCUGCAAAGUAGAAUAAAAGCAUUUGGAAUUCUGAUUUAUUUUUUUUAUUUUUAUUUUGUACUCUUUAAUAUCAAACAUUAUCUGCUGUACUGGAAAUUUGCAAGAACUGCUUUCUGUCUCGAGAUGAAAAGUGAAUUUCACAUGCACACAUAAAGUUUCCUUAUAAAAUAUUACCACUUUGAA
Messenger RNA from Carassius auratus (goldfish), 2536 nucleotides. RefSeq names its product alpha-actinin-4-like. Lineage: Eukaryota; Metazoa; Chordata; Actinopteri; Cypriniformes; Cyprinidae. The transcript has 2 exons. The record is from RefSeq and is a predicted model, not a curated record. Bases 235 to 528 code for a protein of 97 amino acids.